CCCACCCUUGGGAAAGGGGCGGGGAGGCUGGCAGUGGGCGGGGGCGGGGGCGGGGGUGGCCUGGAUGAGGGCGGGCUCCCCGGGCCCCCAUUGGCUACAGGCACCCCCAACACCAGGGCUCCCCCAAUCCCCCCCCACAUCAGUCUGUCCUGCUUCCAGCUGCUGCAGCCGCACCUUUGCUGCCUCAGCGUCCAGCAGUCCCCUGCUCCUGCUCAGCAUGGCGACCCCAACCCAGACCCCUACAGUUGCUCCUGAGGAAUUUGACCCAUUUUUCUAUGACUAUGCCACGGUGCAGACAGUGGGCAUGACUCUGGCCACCAUCAUGUUCCUGCUGGGGAUCAUCAUCAUCGUCAGCAAGAAGGUGAAGUGCAGAAAGGCGGACUCCAGGUCUGAGAGCCCCACCUGCAAGUCCUGUAAGUCGGAGCUUCCAUCCUCAGGUGAGGCCCCUGGCGGCGGUGGCGUGUAAACCCAGCCGCAGAGAACCUCCACUGCUGUCCCCGCCAGUUGCGGGAGCCUGAGGAUCGGGUGAAGGCGGUGGGGACCCCAGCCUUGCGCCGGGGACGCUCCCCCGAACGAGCCGCUCCACCCACCCCAAGGCUGGAGCCACUGCACCCUGCUGUCCCUUCCUAGGCCUUGGCAAUGACGAUCCCCCAAAGAGCCUGUCUGCAUCCCAGACCCAGGGGCUCAGGCCUCUAGCUCCUGGGAUCUGGGAGCCCACCCCCAGCACCCCAGGAAGCCCGUGUGCUGCUCCCCCAACCCCUUUGUCUCUUUCCGGAGCAUCCGUUCCCUGGCCCCUCGGUGUCCACGUCUUGAGCUUAAUAAAUGUGCAUUUGGUUUUUUCCCCCUG
Molecule: messenger RNA, 847 nt
Organism: Chinchilla lanigera (long-tailed chinchilla)
Lineage: Eukaryota; Metazoa; Chordata; Mammalia; Rodentia; Chinchillidae
Gene: Fxyd7
Product: FXYD domain containing ion transport regulator 7
Exons: 6
Coding region: 65-466 (133 amino acids)
Biological process (GO): regulation of sodium ion transmembrane transporter activity
Cellular component (GO): membrane
Molecular function (GO): sodium channel regulator activity
Source: RefSeq, a predicted model, not a curated record